CAUAAUACAUAGGUAGAUAUAGAUAUAAUAUAGGUUUGGUUUCUAUUCAACUACUGCCACCAUACCCAAUCCAGAAGAAGUUGUUGCCUGUGAAGGAUGCCUUCAGCUGCGAAUGCAAAGUCUGAAAAACCAGCUUCUGCGGAAGCUACGGAUAAUUCACCAAUACGACAGAUAAUGACCAUUAUUGAACAUAAAAUCCGGAACUUGGAAAAAAGGAAGGGCAAAUUAACAUCGUACCGUGAUUUGCAAAAAGCCGGUAAGGAAUUAAACAGUGAUCAAAAGGAAGCGGUGGCCAAGUAUGAUGAGGUGGUUAUAACCCUAGAGUUCGCUAGAGACCUCUCGAAACAAGUGGCUUUGAUAGCUAUAGCGUCAGAACGUGAAGCCAAGAAACAAGCUAAGAAGGAUGCCUGGGUUCGUUAUACGGCAGACACGAAUAAAAUACGUGAGGUACUCCUUAUAUUGGACUGCCUCAUGCAGCUGGGUAACACGGAAGUUAGAGACGACUUCCUUAAUGGUACCAAUGGUGCAGUGAAAUUAACUGAGGAGGAUUUAAAAAUCUUAGAUAACUUGUAUCCUGAAGUGACCCCUAAACAUGAAGUGAAUGAAGAAGGCCAGCCUGGUUUUCAUGCGUAUACAAUAAAAGCUGCGGAACAUCUGUAUGCUAUUAUUGAUGGAAAACCCAAAGAAGUCCUCGGCACCACAUAUGCCCAUGUCAAGGAAAUAGUCACGGCUGUACAUGAGUGUGGGUACUUUGAUAAAUCAGCUGAUGUUAUCCCUGAACCAGAGGAGAUACAGAAUGUGUGUGAAGAAGCACCAGAACAGACGGAAGAAAUUGAGGAGUCUGAGCCUGCUCCAAUGUAUGCGGCCCCUGUCCCUAUGUCAGCCCCACCGGCAGCCGUAGUUCCUGCCCCAGGAUACCCACUAAGACCGAUCCCCCCCAUCACCCUUCAAGAAAUUGAGAAUGCUUAUUUCUCACAACAAUAUCCCCAACAAAGGCCUAUAUCUGAAGUGAUAGGCUCCCAAAACUUCUUCUUCCUACAAGAAUCUGAGAUUGACAGUCCUGUAGGAACUCCACAACCUCCACAGAUCAUGAACCAGCCUUCUCCGCCAGGACCUAUCCCAACACAGACAUUUACUAAUCAACACUUUGUCCAACUGCCUGGAGGUCGUGUUCCUGAACCUGGAACCAUUCCAAUGCCACCUCAACCUCACUUCCCCCCUCAUCCAGACCACGCGGCUUAUCAAGUUCCGAUUCCUCAAAUCCAUCCCCAACCUCACCACGUUCCUCAGUCAAUCCCUCAACCGAUGCAACACAACCAACCGAUCCCACAUAUCGAGCAACAACCCAACUUUGAGCAGGAAGAAUUGAAAGUUAUAUCACCCGUCGAAGACAAACCAGAAGACGAAGUAAAAGAAAGCGCCAGCCCGGAAAGAGAAGAUGGAGGGGAACGAAAAACACAAGGGCAGGGGGACGGACAGAACCGGUUUAGACGGUACCGGGGUAACGGGAGGGGCUCGUCCAACGGAUUCAGAGGUCGAGGAGCUUACACGAACAGGCAGAGCGAAGGAUACCACCCUAGACACAACGACUACCAGAACAGGAGUAACAAAGAGAGUUAUCAGAACCGCCAGUACAACGACGGUUACCAGAACAGGCACGGCAAAGACAACUACCAGAACAGAAGCGGAAAUGACUACUACGGCAACGGAGACAACGGGGACUCCCAUCAUAACGAGAACGGCUUACGUUAUAACGACAACUCCAGCUACCAGCCAGGGUUCAAGAGCCGCGGCAGAGGAGGCCCCCGCGGAGGAACACGCGGCGCCCCACGCACGCCGCGCACGAACCAUCAGUACAACCGUAAACAGGAAAACGUGGAAUAGUACGUGAACGGUCGAACCUCGGACUAAAUCAUUCGCGAAAGGCAAAUUUCACCGGCAACAACGCUGUGGUAACAAACAAGAGAUUACGCUAUAUAAAAUAAACAAAUGAAAAAAAAUAUAUAAAAAAAAAGUAAAAUAAAGAAACUGAAUAAAAAAUAAGUUACUUGAAUUUAGAUGUACGAUAUAUGCGUUUAUUGUAAGUUACGUUAAAUCUAGAUUCUUGUAUAGUCGUAGCGACGCGCCGCGGCUCGGCCGUCGUCGAACCUCGUACGUGCCUCGUACUCGUGAUAAUUUAAGUACUGGAUAAAAAUAAAACAUGACAAAUACCCUAGACCGGGGACCCUUUCCAAAUCUCAUCGACUUUUUUUAUACAGUUCGUUUAAAAAUUGCAAUUAUAUGUGUUGAGAUGAGCCAUGUUUUUAUUUAUCAGCUGCCUCGUACAGAACAGGUUUUAACUGUGGUUUGGUGGUUGGAAUGCGUCUUUUAAUUUUGCUACUUAAUGCUAUUAUUACAAAAAUUUUCUUUUUUUAAUCUACUUAUAUGAUUUUAUGUAUUUCAAUUGUAUCGAUUUCCCUGAAACAAAGAUCUAAUCUCAUGCAGACGAAUACGAGAACCGUUGCUAAGAUGGUAUUGGUAUUUAUUUUAAACUAUCCCUCUUUACUUCUACAUUGUUCUCACUAAGAGGCUGUGUGCAAGCAAAUUAAAGUAUUACAUGAUGA
Molecule: messenger RNA, 2603 nt
Organism: Danaus plexippus (monarch butterfly)
Lineage: Eukaryota; Metazoa; Arthropoda; Insecta; Lepidoptera; Nymphalidae
Gene: Capr
Product: caprin homolog
Exons: 4
Coding region: 97-1884 (595 amino acids)
Cellular component (GO): cytoplasm
Molecular function (GO): RNA binding
Source: RefSeq, a predicted model, not a curated record